Argiope bruennichi is the source of this 3464-nucleotide messenger RNA. It is a transcript of the gene uri, whose product is annotated as unconventional prefoldin RPB5 interactor-like. The record is from RefSeq and is a predicted model, not a curated record. Gene Ontology annotation, molecular function: phosphatase inhibitor activity; transcription corepressor activity; chromatin binding. The transcript is spliced from 10 exons. The coding region runs from base 104 to 1255 and encodes 383 amino acids. Gene Ontology annotation, biological process: negative regulation of transcription by RNA polymerase II; negative regulation of phosphatase activity. Lineage: Eukaryota; Metazoa; Arthropoda; Arachnida; Araneae; Araneidae.
CGUCAUAUCCUAAAGUGUGUUAAAGAAAGAUUUCGGUUUGUUUGUUUUCAUUCUAGUUCAUGCUUUUAUUGCUUUAUAAUUUAGAAAGCUAAGCAUAAUUUUAAUGGAGCCAAACCAUAUAAAACGCUUAAAAGAUGAGCACAGCAAGGGUAUUCAACUGUGCCAAGAGAAAAUUGCACAAUGGUUGAAAUUCAAAGCAGAUUAUGAAGUCCUGAAGGAACGACUUGAAACCCUACCUGAUUCUCUUUCUUAUGACGUAACAGUUCCAUUUGGGAUUAAUGCCUUUACGAUGGGUAAAAUUGUUCACACAAAUGAAGUGAUGGUGCUACUUGGUGAUAACUGGUUCGCAGAAGUGUCAGCAAAGCAAGCAGCAGCAAUUGCUGAUAGAAGAAUAAAACAAUGUACAAAAAUGUUAGCUGAUUUAGACAAAGAAAAGGAACAAUAUCAUAAUUGGAUGAAUUACAUAGAUGAAGUGUCUGCAAAUAAUGAAGGUUUGAUAGAAAUUGUUGAGAAAUAUGAUGAUGAAGAGGAAAAAAGAUGGAGAGAACAACAUGCCAAAAAUGUGAAAGCUUACAGACAAAAAUUAGCUCGUGAACGGAAAAAUUCCACGGGUGAGAGUACAGCUAGCAAUUCAGAUGAUGAAUAUCGACAAAGGCUGGAGAGCUUGGAAUUAACAGAAGAGGACUCAGAAGUCAAAUCAGAAGAUGGCAGCACUUUUGACUAUUCUGAUGAUACUUCACAGCUUUCAGAAGAACAUUCUACCAAGUCAUCUUUGAAACUUAAAAUACCAAGCAGACAAAGGACACUUUCUUUUGAUAGUGGGACAGAUGAUGGUAGCCCUCGGCCAACGGGAAUAUGGGAGGAGAAUGGAAAGCAUGUACGGUGGCAAGAUCUCUCACGUCAAAAUAUCAAGAGGAUUACUUUCAAGCAUAGCAAAAGGAAAAAGUCACAGCCUAUCAAAUGUCAGUCUCCAGAUCCUCCACCUGAUGAGCCCCAACCCUUGAUCCAGAGCCCCUCAGACAUCUACAAGCAAUUUGGGAGCUUUUUUCCUGCUUCCCCGCCAAAGUCCAUUUUGAAGGUGAAGCACUCGCCCACACCACCGGACAAUGAUGAACCACCUGAAUUCCCAUCCAACACUGCGUUCACAGGUGAGGUGUAUGAACACGCAAUUAGCUCCCCCAUCCAUGUGAGCGAAAAGAAAUCUUCCAGGCCCACAUCGCACUUCAAGAGUUCCAGAAAGAAUCGAAAAAAAUAGAUUUGGUUGCUUUUCAAAAUCUAGCAAACUUUUAUUCCUGAGAUCUGAAUGAAUUCCCACAAGAUCUUAAUGGUUGCUUAAUGGUAAUAAAACAUGUCCUUAACUUUGAAGUAUUUUAAGACCAAUUGUUCUCUUUUUUUUUAAUAACUGACAAAAUUCAUAGUUUUCCCAUUUUUGAUAGAUUUAAUUUUUUUUCCCACCCUAUUCCCUUUCUUUGUGUUCAUAGCCAAAGUUUUAGCAACAAAUAAAAAAGAUGCUGUAACUAGGUUAUUAAAAAAUUGCUCUCAUUUAUCAAACAUAAUUGCUUAUGCUUUCUUACUUUUGCCAGUUAUAUUAAGUUACUGAAGAGAAAUUAUUUUCAUUAGUUCAGGGAUUCCCACAUCUAAAACUCAAAUCAGUUUUUGAAACCAAAAACUUUGAUUAUAUCAGAGAUAGCUGAGAUGCACAACUUGUAGAAAGAUCUUUAUUACUCUAUCAUGAAUAUGAUAAUUUUUUUAUGUAUGUUGAGGCUAAAGAUUAAAUUGCUUGAAUUUAUGCAAUUUUCAUUUCAGUUUUAUUAUACAGAAUAUUGAUUAACAUUUUGUGCCAAAUUUUAUUUAAAUUCAUAUAUCAUUUUCAAAUGUGUUAUUAUAGUUAGGGCUGUUUCUACACCAUGUUGUUAACUUCAAUUAUUUUUACAAAAACCUAUUUUACUCUUGUGCAAUGACUAGCUACAAUAAGAAGUCACAUGAUCUCAGCAAAAUUUCCUUGCCAUUUAAUUAUUUAACAAUGUCAAGAACACACUGUUAUUGGUUAUUUUAAGGUGGACUAACAAAGACUAGCAAUUGGUUCUCUCUAUCUUGUUAGGCAUGCAUGUUUCUGAUAUUAGAUUGCUGACUACAAAACAGAUUCUGAGGUGUUCAUAUGACAUUGUAUUGUACCUUACAAUUGUUCUAUCAAAACUUAUGCAAAGAUCAUUUUCUGUAUUUAUAAAUUUUGUCAAAUGCAAAAUGACCUUUGAAAAUCAACAUCAAUCAAAUUGAUAACUUUGAAAAAUGCAGAAGAUAUCUUUCUACUUCAUGUUCUAUAUGACCUUCAUGUAAUGUGUGACUUUGAAAGAAAAAUUGUUCUAUAAUUAAUCAGUGUGUGUGAGUUGUGGAAAAAAGAUGAAACUGCUGUGCUAAUGUAGGUUACUGCAUACUCUUCUUCAAUGGACAGGGAGUCCCAAUACUCCAAGUUCAGGGGAUACUGUUGCCAAAAUGUCCUGAUAUCGGAUACCACUUGCAAAAAAGUUUUGAAUUAAGAUUUUGCUCACAAAAUAUUCUUAAAUCACAAAAUGGAAAAGUAGAUAAAUGGCCUACCUUUUCAAAAACUUACUUUUUCUCAAAACAAAAACCUACUUUUUACAAAGUGAAAAGAUAAGAUUUUGUUUUGCAGUUUAUUGGAAAAUAUAAUAUUAAACUUUUUUGCUUCUUUCUUCACAAAAUAUGCUUCUGGUUUCUUUAUUUAAAUUAAUAAGCUCAUGAAUUAAUCGGCUUAUACAUGAAAGUUUUAAGCAGAUUUUUUUUGUAAACAGUGAACUGUUGCAUUUAGAGAUUUUAGAAUUAUCUUGAAAAAUUUUAUUUAUAUUUGGCAGAAAGUAAGAAAGCUAAGUUAUAAUUAUUGUUUGAAAGGAUAUAGCCAUUCUAUCAACUUACUUCUUUUCUAUCCAAUAUCUACUUCAUAAAAUGAAAUAGAUACUGCCCCCUAUGCAAAAUAUAUAUUUUGGAAUUAUUCUUGACUUUAUUUUAUUGAUUAUUAUCAUUUUACUGCACUCUUAGUUAUUUUUAAUUAGAAAAUAUAUUUAUGAUUCUGUGUACAAUUUGUAUUUUAAAUAUCAAGUGUAUAUCUGAAUUUACUGUAAAUUGCAUUGUGAGAAGAAUUCAGAUUUCACAUUAAUUUUUCAUACCCUCUGUAUUAUAUAUCCCCCAUGUGUAUAUGAUUUAAAAGAAUAAAAAUUCUAAAAUAAAUUACCCAUAAAUGGUGAGAAAGUUUUCUUUUGGGUAAAUAUAUUAACUUGUCACUCUGAAAGUGUUUUUGAACUCAAAUAAGUGUUGCACAAGUACUCCUGCUGUACUGAAAUUGUCUUUAUAUUAAAAUUUGAAAAAUUUCACGUGGAAAUGCCAUUUUUAUUCAUUGUCUUACCUGCUAUUAAGAUGUUUAAUCUAGAUUGUUAUGUUGUUUUACUAUA